Messenger RNA from Parnassius apollo (apollo), 1593 nucleotides. The record is from the annotation of a GenBank genome assembly. Lineage: Eukaryota; Metazoa; Arthropoda; Insecta; Lepidoptera; Papilionidae.
AUGUAUUGGAACCCGGACGGUAUACGGCAGAAGCUGCAGGAACUCCGCACUGUCGCCCAGCAACAGGACAUACAUAUCAUACUGCUGGGCGAAACAAUAUUGAAUCCAAAGACGCAAAUAAAGCUGCCAAACUUCCAUAUCUACAGAAGGGACGAGGUUACUUCUCAAGGGGCCGCCUACAGAGGGACGGCGGUUCUAGUGAGGAGGGACAUCGUCCAUCAAGAGCUGGAACUACCAUCCUACCAGACAAUGCGCUCAAUCGGCAUAAGAAUGGAGGCGGCGGGCGAGGAACUAAGGAUAUAUGCAGCAUACCACCCGCCAGGGACUCCAUUCUGCUCCUCAGACAUCCGGAGGGUGAUGGAAGGCGAUACACCUAUAAUCAUCGCCGGGGACCUGAACGCCAAAAACCCGGCGUGGGGGUCCAGAGUGAUCACCCCGCCGGGUCUUGAGCUAUACGAAGAUGCAGAAAAGAGCCUGUACGACGUUCUAGGUCCCGAGGAACCAACACACGUUCCUACUGACCCACGGAGGCAUCCGGAUGUAUUAGACAUCGUGCUCACUAGGAAUGUCAACUAUCCGAUAGUGGUAGAAGUGCUGUACGACCUCCCUUCUCAGCACCUCCCGUUACUGAUAACCCUUGGCCUAAAGGCAGUGACUACGCCGCCUAGAGCUUUUAAAACCCGUGUCGACUGGAGGCUCUACUGUCAACAUAUUCAGCAGAGACCUCCAGCACACCAUCCUAUAAGCACAGCGAACGACGUAGAGGCCGCUGCUACUAGAAUUACCAACAACAUCAAGGAAGCCCUCCACGCGGCUUCUACGGUCGUCCCGAUUACAGCAAGGCGAGACGAUCUGCCGCGUGAGAUAUGCGUGCAGAUCAAGCGCAAAAGAGCGCUGAGAAAGCUCUGGGCGCGUACUCGCUGUCCCAGAAUUAAGACACAGCUGAACACCUUAUCGGAGGAACUGUCGGUUGCAGUCCAGGCCUUCAGAGGGGAGGCCUGGGAUCGGCGCAUCCAGAAGGCGGAUGAGUAUGAUGCGUCACUCUACAAACUGAACCGGCAGUUGACCAAAACCAAACCUCCCGUUUGCCCGCUGACCAACAACGCGGGCAAACGCUGCUACGAUGCCAAGGGCAGAGCGGAUAUCCUAGUCGAGCACUUCGAGGAGCAAUUUAUGCCGAAUCCAGCAAGUGCGGAGUUCAUGGAGCUUCAUGCCCGGAAGGAAAGUCGCGUACAGGAGUUCCUAUCGUCGCCCGCGCCGCCUCUUGCAGGAGAGUGGUUCAUCUCCCCCGCUGAACUGCGGAGGACAGUAACCCGCCUGCAACCGAGGAAGGCGCCUGGGCACGACGGGAUUACCAACGCUGCACUCCGACAGCUGCCUAAUAGAGUCCUAGUAGAGCUUGGUCGACUCUACAAUGGGAUACUGCGGACAUCCCACUUCCCGGAGGACUGGAAGAAAGGCAAAGUGAUCGUCUUGCCGAAACCCGGGAAGGACAGGCGUAGAGCUGCCAGCUACAGACCGAUCACGCUAUUACCGCAUAUAGCUAAACUGUUCGAAAGAUUGCUGCUGAGACGUCUCCGUCCGUGCAUUUAA